Stegodyphus dumicola is the source of this 504-nucleotide messenger RNA. RefSeq lists its product as uncharacterized. NCBI's taxonomy places the organism in Eukaryota, Metazoa, Arthropoda, Arachnida, Araneae, Eresidae. The record is from RefSeq and is a predicted model, not a curated record.
AUGAGCAAAUAUCUUUCAAAUUUAGCUGUCGUUGUUCUCUUCGCUGCCCUUGCAGCUGCACAAGCUAGUCUUAUUGGAGCCGGAUAUGGAGUGGGAGCUGGGUAUGGGUAUGGAGCCGGAUAUGGAUUGGGAGCCGGGUAUGGAUAUAGAGCCGGGUAUGGAUUAGGUAGUGCAUCAGCCUUUGUUGGAAAAGCUAACGUUCCAGCAGUCUCCUCCUCCAGAACUACCAUCAACCACGUCACUCCUGUUGGAACUGCUGCUGCUCCCGUCGCCUUGGCUGCUGCCCCUGUCGCUGUGGCUGCUGCACCACUGGGUCUUGCUGGUCACGGAGUUUCUGCCGCUCCUCUCGCUUAUGGAAACGGAUUGAUCAGUAACGGUCUUCUCGGUACCGGUGUAGUAGGCCACGGAAUCGCUGUUCCCCGCCUUGCUAAUGACAACGGGCUUCUCGGUCUGGGAGCUGGAAACCUGGCUCUUGGAGGUGGACAUGGCAAGGCAAUCUUGUAA